UCAGCGGGCCGUCUGCGCAUGCGCGACGGGGUGGAGGCCAGAGGUAGCCAUGGCAGGCGGGCGGCGCUCUCGGGGCCCGGCGGCCCAGGGGCUCCUGGCGGCGAUGGCGCUGCUACUCCUGCUGCUGGCGGGCCAUGGGGCCCAGGCGCUCUACUUCCACAUCGGAGAGACCGAGAAGCGCUGCUUCAUCGAGGAGAUCCCGGACGAGACCAUGGUGAUCGGGAACUAUCGGACGCAGCUGUGGGACAAGCAGUCCGAGUCGUUCCUGCCCUCCACGCCGGGCCUGGGCAUGUUCGUGGAGGUCAAGGCCCCCGACGGGAAGGUGGUUCUCUCCAGGCAGUACGGCUCCGAAGGCCGCUUCACCUUCACCUCGCACAGCCCGGGCGAGCACCAGAUCUGCCUGCACUCCAACUCGACCCGCAUGCCGCUCUUUGCGGGCGGGAAACUGCGAGUGCACCUAGAUAUCCAAGUUGGGGAGCACACCAAUAAUUACCCAGAGAUUGCAGCCAAGGACAAACUGACCGAACUGCAGCUACGAGCCAGGCAGCUCUUGGACCAGGUGGAACAGAUCCAGAAGGAACAGAACUACCAAAGAUACCGUGAGGAGAGAUUCCGGAUGACCAGUGAGAGUACCAACCAACGGGUGCUGUGGUGGUCCAUUGCCCAGACCAUCAUCCUUAUCCUCACAGGCAUUUGGCAGAUGAGACAUCUCAAGAGCUUCUUUGAAGCCAAAAAAUUGGUUUAGCCUUUCUGACCAUACAGGCACUGUCAUUCAACAGCUUCUUGUUUUCAGCUUCCAUUGAACGUAUCUUGACUCUUCCAGGGUUAGAGCUGAGAUGGAAACAACCUAAAACAACCUUGGACUAGUGCUUGUGAUCUUCCUCUCCGCUGAGAGGGAUACCCUGCCCAGAGAAGUCUCUCACAUGCCACCUCAUUUUUUAUUUUUUGUUUUGCUGUGUUGGAGCAAGAGCAGCUGGGAAAAUCUCAAUGGCCAACACCUUCAUGGACAUCCCAGGGGAGAUAAUUACUUUCUAAGAGAUUGAACAGGCUCAUUUUUAAAAAAGAACGUGCUGUCUUGUUUCUUGGUUCUGAUUGCUGGGAGUGACUUUAAAAGGUUCUGUUCUGGUGGUCUCCAUCAUUCUUUGUUCUUAACACAAGGCAUUGGGGCAGCCCUUGAAGUGGAUAACUUCCUAGAAGGGAAAGGGGGGAAAUUAAGUUUCUACCAAACCUAGGCUUGGGGUGGGUGGCAGCUAAUACCUACAGGACCUUGAGGGCUGCUUAGAGCAACACCAGUAUUUAGUCCUCCAGUCUUCCUCCAACAACAGGAACAAAUAGUCUUCAGCAACAUCUUAUCCACCAUCUCUUGUAACCCUCCCCAGUUUCCAGCACAGGCUGGAAGAUCUUUGCCUUGUGUAGAUAGUCAUUCUGAAAGAGUAAUUUACAAAGGCUCCGGGGUUGUUUUAGGCGCUGGCAUUCAGGGCCCCUAGACUUCCUGCAGAUGAGCAUGAGUGAGUGUAGCUUCUUUAAAAGCACAGGGAGGGCAUUUUGCAGCCCUGGCACUGCCUCUAAUGUAGAUGGCAGGAAGCUUGCUAGGUGGCAGCCUUAAGCUGGCUGGCAUUUAUGUGCCACGGAGCUUCUUGGAAAUGCAACAUUCUCCUCCCCUGGGUUUUUUCCCUUGGCUGCUAAGGUAAAUUCUUAAUAACAUUGUUCCUUGUCACAGUUUUGGAGUGAAGUAAAAAAUUUUGCAAAAGGA
Molecule: messenger RNA, 1753 nt
Organism: Rhineura floridana
Lineage: Eukaryota; Metazoa; Chordata; Lepidosauria; Squamata; Rhineuridae
Gene: TMED4
Product: transmembrane p24 trafficking protein 4
Exons: 5
Coding region: 50-745 (231 amino acids)
Biological process (GO): intracellular protein transport; Golgi organization; positive regulation of canonical NF-kappaB signal transduction
Cellular component (GO): endoplasmic reticulum-Golgi intermediate compartment; endoplasmic reticulum; COPII-coated ER to Golgi transport vesicle
Source: RefSeq, a predicted model, not a curated record